This is a messenger RNA of Epinephelus moara (kelp grouper), 994 nucleotides long. Its product is annotated as mesenteric estrogen-dependent adipogenesis protein-like. The transcript has 5 exons. The record is from RefSeq and is a predicted model, not a curated record. Lineage: Eukaryota; Metazoa; Chordata; Actinopteri; Perciformes; Serranidae. Gene Ontology annotation, cellular component: cytoplasm. The coding region runs from base 113 to 757 and encodes 214 amino acids.
GACGGUGGUUAAUAAAGCUGCGUGCCUGAGGCAGGAAAUAUAAACAGCAGCAGCCGCAGCAGCAGCAGCAGCAAGAGGAAGAGGAGGACGCACAAGAGAAAUCUGAGGCAUCAUGACAAUAAACAAAGUGUCCAACAACAGCAGGAUGAAGGUGACAGAGGUGGAAGAGUUCCUGAGAAAACCUCCGGCCGGUUUCUCCGUGGAGGCUCUCACAUCGGGUUACAGAGUCCACAGCAACCCGGAGACAAGCCUGGUGCUCAUCGAUGACUUCGACUCCUGCAGAGGGAGAGUAGUUUUCCACAAGUCGCUGGGAAGGAAAGUUAAAAUGCACAAUCUAUGGGAGUACACCAGCAUGAGAAAGAGUCUGCUGUCCAAGAGGAUCUAUCUGCUCAUGUCUGCCUGCGAAGAAAACCUCUCAGUGGCCAACAAGAAGGCAGCAACUGAACCCAGAGUGCUGAAGCAGUUUGUGGUGUCUUUCGACGGCAGGGAUCCUUUCAUCAAGUGGCAGAUGGAGAGAGGCCUGGACUGGACCAUCUCCUCUGUUGCUGGGGAGAGCUACAGAGUGGAUAUUGACUUGACUGAAGUACUAGAGAGCUGGGCAGCCAAAAACAUCAUCAUCAUCACUGACGAACAAAAGAAAGUCCAACCUGUGUGGAGAGACGCCGCCUUCACCCUCAAAUACUACUCUGAUGCCCUGUUUGACUUCCCACACUGGUUUGGGUUCAGCAAAAGAACAUUUAACUUGAGACUAACAUGAGCCAGCGGUGGAUGGAGAGAACGAAAAAAAUGGAGUUUACUGAUGGAGUCUGCUUCCUCAAGAAAGUCUUGAUCAGCAGAUGUAUGGUUGUAACCUGCCAGGUGAAGGACCAGCCUACCUCUUGGGACUGCAGAAACUACUUUGCAGUCAUUUUGGGUCCAGAUAUUUCGCAUGAUCAGUGGGUGGAAACCACUGACAAGGACUGAGAAUGAAAUUCUGAAUGCCAUGAAGUUUAUU